AGGGUGUUCCUCCUGUGUCUGGCCGUCCUCGACUCGAUCAACUGCUUCAUCGCCAUGCCCACCGAGAUCUACCUAAUGGCCCAGUUCUUCUACUUCCCCAACGCCGUCUACUGCAGCACCUCCCGCUUCAUCACGUACUUCAUCAACAACGCCACGUCCGCGGUCUUCCUCUUCAUCGCCAUCGAUCGCUACUUCCGCAUUUGUCGCCCCUACAGCUGGAGCUUUUCCAUAGCCCGGGCCAAAAUGGCGUGCGCGGCCUCCGUUUGUAUCGGCGCCAUUGUCUCCUGGCCGGCGCUGGCGUUCUACGGCAACAAAACCGUCACGUUCCAAGCGGACGCUGACGUACCGCUGAACGUGACCGGCGUGCUGUGCAACGUACGGAACGGUUACGAAAACUCGCUGGGGCCCGAUGUGUUUUUUAACUAUCUCUGGUGCGCCUUCAUCACCUGCGCUAUUAUACUGAUCGUUUUGUACAGUUUCAUCGGGAGGUCCAUCCUAAGGAGGCGGAGGAAGAAAAAACUGAGAAUGAAACAGCAGGCCGGGGGUUCGCCUCCGGAUCGCCAAGUGAACGUGAGUCCAGGAGAGCCGGGUCACGUCGGGAUCCAGCCGUUGGGAGCUCAUCACGGCGGCUGCGUGCCAUCAAACACACCCGACGCCGCGCGGGGGAACGGUUUGUUGGUGGGUGAGACAAUCGACGCGUCUCAUCUCAUUCCGCUGGAUGUAUGCGAAGAGCACGACGAUACUGAAGGCCCGGCCGUGCCGAUGCAACAGAGGUGUGAGUUGGUCGAGUGCGGCGACGUGCCAGAGUGUAGCCAGCAUUUCUCGGAACACGGCGUCGUGCAAAUAGCAGGGGGUCAUGACAAGUAUGACGUCGACGAGGGUCGCCGCCCGCUUAUUGACCUUCGACAGGUUCCGGGCGUCGAAUGGGACGUGCUACUGAAAGACCGCCACGAUUAUCAGACACGUGACCUUGGCGGUCAAGACGAAGAUUCUCAAACUGUGUUACUUGAACGAGACGUCGAAAACUGUGUUAGUUCUAAAACUUUGGACGUACCCGAAAAUCGAUUGGAGGACCUCUGUUUUCCCAAUAGCGACCUUUCCGCACAUCAUAUUGCCGAUAAUGUCAAUCGACGUUCAAACGCUCUUUCCGGAUCUCAACCUGUGAACCAAAGCCUUAAUGAUAACCUACCUGGAUUAGGGGACGAUUUCAAACAUAAUUCGGAGGACACCCCCGGGGUAAGAGAAGCAGUUCACCUCAACUCCCAGCAGCAGACGAGGCCCGUCUCGGGACUUGGCAUCCCCGAUAGCCCCCUAUGGGUGACGUCGCGCACGAGCCACGAGGCUGCCGCCGCCGCCACCGCGGAGGACGCCACCGCCAAGAGCGUAAACGGAAACUGCCUGCCCGCCCACGCCUGGAAGGCAAGGAUCCCCAAGUCCACGCUCAUGCUCUUCGCCAUCACGCUCGUCUUCGUCGUCUCCUUCCUGCCGUUCCUCGUCGUCAUCAGCAUCCGCCAGCAGCGCGGCCCGGAAUUCUACCAACGGCUCUCGGCGGCCGAGGAGAUCCUGGUGCACAUCUUCUCCCGGUCGUACCUGGUCAACAACUGCGCCAACCCCAUCGUGUACGGGCUGUGCAACGUGCAGUUCAGGAGACAGGUGAAACAGUUGUUCGCGGAAGCCGGCAGACUUUGCAGGUUGAAUGGGGGGAAGGAUAUGGAGGGACACAAGACGACGUGAAGCCAGCCAUCUUUCAAACCGGUUACAAAUUAUAACUAUGUGUGCAUUAAAAAUCAAAGCUGA
This is a messenger RNA of Lymnaea stagnalis (great pond snail), 1797 nucleotides long. The record is from the annotation of a GenBank genome assembly. Lineage: Eukaryota; Metazoa; Mollusca; Gastropoda; Lymnaeidae.